AUGGAUCCCGCAGCUAGUGUUUUCUCCCCUUUCCACAACGAGAUGGAGGGGAAAAACGGCUUCUUGGAGAAUGCCGUGCGAUUGGGAGCGGCUGGGCACAGUUACGGGGCCAAUAUCUCCGCCUCCGCUGCCACCGUAGUGCGCGAAGGUGGGAGAAGAGCCAGCAACACAAGAGACGACGAUUUGAGUCGACGUGGGACUCCCUGCGAUGGUUGCGGGGUGAAUUACACGACAGCCAUGGUGCCAACAGGAGGAGUGUAUUUGUGCGCUGUCUGCGCCACACAGCACGAGUCGCAGCCGAAAGGAAGUCGCUUUCCUCCCAAUACGUUAAAGUGCUGCCCUGCUAGUGUGACGGAGGGAGACGACACCGUCGUGCGCUGCUGCGCGUGCCACGGCUGGUACCACUGUGCAUGCCUAGAUAUUCACGACAGGGCGCUGAAGGAGUACUUGACGUUAUCCACGACGAAGUGGUACUGCAUGGAGCCUUCCUGCUGUGAGAAAGUACUUCAGGAAAAGCUCAAAAAGAGGCGGUAG
This is a messenger RNA of Trypanosoma rangeli, 534 nucleotides long. RefSeq lists its product as uncharacterized. The transcript has a single exon. The record is from RefSeq and is a predicted model, not a curated record. NCBI's taxonomy places the organism in Eukaryota, Euglenozoa, Kinetoplastea, Trypanosomatida, Trypanosomatidae. Bases 1 to 534 code for a protein of 177 amino acids.